This is a messenger RNA of Closterium sp. NIES-65, 5820 nucleotides long. The record is from the annotation of a GenBank genome assembly. NCBI's taxonomy places the organism in Eukaryota, Viridiplantae, Streptophyta, Zygnematophyceae, Desmidiales, Closteriaceae.
AUGUACCUCGCCCGGACUAUGCCGCCGCGUCCGGAGGUGGUUGAGGCUUUUAGGGAUUGGGAUAGCUGUUUAGAGGAUUGCUUUGAGCAGCUUUUCCCACCUGGCACUUGGGAGCAGGACCCCGACCGGUCUAGGCGCGCACGCAUGCAGCUGCAUCUCCCUGUGCGUCUCGAUGGGUUCGGGAUCCGGGCGGCGGCCUCUUUGAGCCCACUGUCCUAUGUUUGCGGGUGGGCGCAGGCCGCGCGGGACAUUGCACAGUUAGGGGUGGCGGGCGAGGAGGCGAUGUUUGCUGAGUACCUCACCACAUCGACAAGGGCAGAGUUUCUUAACCCGUGGUUUGUCAAGGCUCUCGAGCAGCUGCCAGCGACUAUCCGCCACGAGAUACCGGGCUUACCUCUGUGUGUAGCGGCCCCUCCUGUUCGGCUUUUCCAGGCGCGUCAGCGGCAGUUAGCUGUAGAGGAGCUCCAAGCACUGCGCCGCUUGGCUCGUGACGAUGCUACCUUGGCCCGUUUCACAUCCCUUCAGGGCCCGGGGGCAGGUGCAUGGGUUUCGGCGGUUCCGGCUCACUCAUAUCUCACAUUCACUGCGGCUGAGUGGGGCAUUGCUGCUGCUAUACGGCUCGGCCUCACAAUUCAGCAGCUGCAGGUGGCGGGGAGGUGUGUUUGUGGCACAGCGUAUGUUGACCCAGCAGACCCGCACCAUGCCCUGAGAUGCAGGCACCAGCAUGGUCCUUCUCGGGUGCAUGAUGAGGUGAAGUUUGCGGUGGCGAAGAUCUCCAAGGCGUCGGGGGGGGUGGUGACAUUGGAGGAUAGUGUGGUGCUGCAAGGGAAGCGGGUUGAUGUGGCGGUGCGACGUCCAAUGGCUGGAGAGGCUCACGCCCUAGAGAUCAGCGUCGCAGACCCGCUAUCGCUGUCUCCAUCACUGCUGGGACAGUGCGGGCGUCAAAUAGGCGUGGCGGCAAGGGAAUGGGAGCGUCGCAAAACGAGUGAUUACGCGCCUCUGCUUGCACGCAAUCGGGGCGUGCAGUUCACCCCUUUGAUAGUUGAGACGUGGGGGUGUCUCUGCGGCCGUUUUCAGCGGUGGCUUCGUCAGCAGGGGGAUGCGCACGUGGGGCUAGCUGUGUCGCGGGGGGCUUGUCGAGAGGACGACUCUGUGUUUUCGGCUGUUCUUUUAGGGUCACUGAAGGCGCUCAUCGGGGUGGCGUUACAACGUGCGCAAGCCCAUGUCAUCCUGCUUCGAGCGGCGUCUUCCAUGGGGGGGAUUAACGUAGAUUUGGCGGAUCGGGAGAGGGACGAUGUUGAUGUGGAAGGCGGGGCUCUCUGGGUGGAGGCCCCGUACAUGGUGGAGUUCAACGGUCACACGAAGCGCACGCACACAGUGGAGAGGGACCUCAACCCCGUGUGGGAUGAAAAGUUCGUGUUUGCAGUCCCCCUGUCGUCACCCCUCAACCCCUCACUGGCCGACCACCAAGAGCCGGUCCACGUCACCAUCUACACCCUCUCCUCCGCCUCCGCCCCUCUCGUUGCAGCCGGCAGUAUCUCGGCCAGCUUUCGCCGCCCGGUGCUGGGCUCCGCCCCUAGUGGCGGGCUGGCAGGCCAUCCGGAGAGAAGCGUGUUCCUGGGGAAGGUGCAGAGGGGGGAAGAACCUCCAUGCCGAAAGGGGGGUAGAGGGGAGGGGUUAUGUUGCAACAGGUGUAUGAAGUCUAGGGAGGGGCGAGAGGAGAGCGUGCAGGUGAGGAGGGGGGUGUGGAGGCAGGGUGUGCAGCGUGGAGCACCUGUGCCCGUCCGCAUACAUGCCCCCACGCCAGGCAUCCCUCUCCACCCCUCUGCACCCCUCGCCUGGCUGCCUCUUGAGCGCCGCUCCCUUGUCAACCGCGUGCGGGGCGACGUGGGCAUGGCAGUGUCCUACCAGGACAUGCCAGCCUCGUCCAUCAACCCUGACUGCCUGGACGAGUUCGACCAAUGCGAGGCCGACAGGUGGCACCUCCCGCCGUCCGCGUCCAGGUCAUCUUUUUCCGACGAUGAAAACCUGCCCACAGCCCUGUCCCACCAGCUCUCCCGGCACAGCAGCCGCAAUGCUGCCUCGCAUUCCUCCUCGCCUCCCACCUCUCUCCCCCUUCCCACCGCUCCCCCCACACUCCCCACUCUCCCCACCCUCCCCACUCUCCCCAUUCUCCCCACGUUCCCCUCUCUCUAUACCUCCUCCCCUCUCGCCACCAUCGUUUCUUCUGGCGAGCCUCCCUCUCAGCCUGUUUCACCCUCCUCCACCGCCCUCUCCCCGCUGCUUCCCCCUGCCUCCGCCCCCCCCAAAGCACUGCCCCAUGCCACUGUGCCUGCUGAGAAAGCGGGGGCAAAGGGCGAGGGGCUAGGGAUUAGGGGGGGAGGCGACAAGGAGGCAGAUGAAGGAAAGGGAGAGUGGGAGGGGGAAGGGGAGGGGGAGGGAGAAGAGGAGGGAGAGGAGGAGGAGGAGGAGGAGGGGGAGGAGGAGGGGCUAUUGGCAAUGGAGCCGAUUCUGUUUGUGCGAGUGGUGCAGGCGCGCUCACUGCUAGGCCUCGAUCUCAAUGCCUCCAGUGACCCUUUCGCCAUGGUCACGGUGGGCAAGGUCACGGCACGCACGCGCACCGUACCAGAUGAUGUCAACCCCAAGUGGAACCAGGUCUUUGCCAUCGGCCAGUCCGCCACGACCUUCUCUCUCGCCAAUCCCUCCUCUGUGCUUGAGAUUGUGCUCAAGAACGAGAACCGUCUCAUGCGGGACUCCUUCUUGGGAGCCAUCUCGCUGCCAGUUACCUCUCUCCCACACCGCGUUCCCCCUGCGCCCCCUGUUGACCCGCGCUGGAUUCGCCUCGACAAGAAAGCUGCCAGCGCCCCUGCCAGCGCUGCUCGCAGCACCGUCAAAGGCAAAGCUCAGGUGGAAGUGACCACAGGCACUCACAGCGUUCAGCUCGCGUCCGCUUCUUCUUCACACUCAACCCCUCUGCCUCCCUUGUCCUCCAACCAUCCCACCCCACCCCACCCCUGCCUUGCAGGCGAGCUGCAAGUGGCGGUGUGGAUAGGAGUGAGGGCGGACGAGCAGUUUGCAGAGGCCUGGCAGUCGGACGUGAAGGGUGUGGCGCACCACCGCUCGCGCACCUACCCCUCUCCACGCCUCUGGUACCUGCGCGUACACCCCUGCAAGCUGGAGCACCUCCCUGUGCCGCGUGUUGCACCCAACCUUGUGAGUUCUGAGACGUCUAAAAGGCCACGCCUCUGGUAUGCCUCUGGUACCCCUCUCCACACCUCUGAGCCUAUGUCGUUCCAAUCCCCUUCUUUCCCCCACCCAUCAUCCCUGCUCCCUCCCACCAAUCAGGUGGUGCGGCUACGAGUGCCCUGCGGCAUGCAGGUGCAGACAGGCCCCGCCACCCACCGCACUCCAUCGCUGCCCGGCGAAAGCGAUGCGGGCGGCGGGGUGAGCAACCGCAAAGCGAGCGGCUGUAGCGUCGAUGAGGAUGAGGAUGACGAGGGGGAAGAGGGGGAAGAGGGCGAUGAGGGUGAGGAGGGGAGGCGGGAGGAGGAGGGGGGAGUGGGUGGAGAUGAGGGUAGCGGUGGUGGGGGGAAGGAGGAGAGGAGCAGUCCACCCAAGGGAACAGCGGCGGGUGCGAUAGCUAGCCCACGCACAGGCACUGGCAUUCCUGCUGUCACGGGCACAGGGACAGACGUGCCGGCCAGCCCACGAACAGGCACAGGCACGGGCACAGGCACGGGCUCAAGCACGGGCUCAAGCACGGGCGCAGGCUCGGGCACAAGCGAAGAGGCAAGUUCAGGUGGCCUGAGGCAGCGGCUUGGGCAGCGGUUGCAGAACAGGCAGGUCAACGUGAGCAACGCCAUGGGCAAUGUGAGCAACGCCAUGGGCAACGUGAGCAACGCCAUGGGCAAUGUGAGCAACGCCAUGGGCAACGUGAGCAACGCCAUGGGCAACGUGAGCAACGCCAUGGGCAACGUGAGCAACGCCAUGGGCAACGUGAGCAACGCCAUGGGCAAUGUGAGCAGCGCUAUUGGCAACGUGGGCAGUGCUAUGGGCAGCAUGCGGAGCCUUGGGGGCAGCCUGCGCAACAUAGGCGGCAGCAUGCGCAUGCCCCCCGUCUUCCCCCUCUGCAGGGCCGCAGCAGAUGCGGCCAAGACAGGCGCAGGGCAGGGCGCAGAGCACGGGACAGGGCAAGGCCCAGGGGAGAGGACAGGUGCAGAUGGGGGUGCAGGAGGGGAGGAGGGGCGGGAGGAGGGCGUGUGGGUGUGGGGCGAGGGCGAUGAGCAGGUGCUGGUGGUGGCAGAGCCGCUGAAUGGGCACCUGCACGUGCAGAUCGUGAAUGUCAUCUCUCCCUCCUGGGUAAGUUGCGGCCACCACGUAUUCACCCAACACCCUCGCUUCCAUUCCUCCCCGCUCCCCGCCGCCCGCUCCCUCUACCCGCUGCCCAUCGCGCGCCUCGAGAUCGGGAUCAUAUCCGCGAAGAAUCUGCAGCGGCCAGUGCCGAGCUCGCUGGGGAGUGCGGGGAUGGAUGUGUACGUGGUGGUGCGGUAUGGCGGCAUGUGGGCGCGCACCAGGACUUUCAGCGGGGAGGUCAACCCUGUGUGGCGUGAGCAGUUUAACUGGCCUGUUUAUGACCUCUGCACCGUUGUCACCAUCGGUGUGUUUGAAAACAAGCACAACAGGGGAGUGACCACGUCAACAGACACCCCUCUGGGCCGCAUACGCAUGCGCCUCAGCGCCAUCGACUCCACGCGCGCCCUCUCCUCGCACCAGCCGCUGCUGUGCCUCACCAAGAAGGGCGUGAAGCAGCUGGGCCAACUGCACCUCGCGCUGCGCCUCUCCCCCGCCAUCCCCCUCUCCCGCCUCGCCGCCACCUACAUCCGCCCCACGCUCCCCCCUGCGCAUUACCACUUCCCCAUCCCCGAAUCCCAAGAACCAGCACUCUUACAGGAGGCUGUGGGCCUGCUGUGUGCGCAGCUGGGAGCAUUCGACCCGCCGCUGCGAGCCGAGGUGGUGCAGUACAUGGAGGAGUGCGAUGAGGACGUGCUGUCAGUGCGGCGACUUAAAGCCAACCUGCAGCGGAUCAAAAUGCUGCGGGCGCGGUUCUCUGCCAUGGCUGCUGGGUUCAAGGCCGUGCGGUCGUGGGAGAGCCUUCCUCUCACGCUCGCUGUGCACGUGGCGUACGCUUUCGCACUGUUCUACCCGUCCUUCAUCCUCCCCACGCUCUUCUUUCUCCUUGCCUGGCAACUGCUCGCCUCCUCCCCCACUCGCCCCCUCGGCCCGCCUCUGAUGGAUCUGAAGCUUUCGCAGGGGGAGGGUAGGGAAGGAGUAGCGGAGAUAGGAGGGGAGGAGGGGGAUGAUGGGGAUGAGGAGGACGAGGAGCAGGAGAAAGGUGGUUCGGGUCCGGUGGCGUACUAUAAGGCCCUGAGGGCCAAGUACGACAAGCUCAUGGACGGUGCAGGGAGGGUGCAACGGGGCCUUGGGGUCAUUGCUGACGCAGCAGAGAAGAUAGAGAUGCUGCUGACGUGGCGAGAUCCAAGCGCUCAUGCUGCUGCUGCUCUUUUGAGCCUCCGUGAUGCCCCUCUCUGUUCAUCCCACCCAAACCACCCCUGCUCCCUUUCCCAACCCCUCAGAGCCACGUUCCUGCUCAUGUCAGCGUGCACGGCGCUCAUGGCUGUGCUGCUGCUGCUGCCCUUCCGCCCCGUGGCGCUAGCAGCGGGCUUCUGGGCGAUGAGACACCCGCGCCUGCGCCGCAUCACGCCCACCAAGGUCAAAUGCUUCCUCGCUCGCCUGCCCACGCGCGCCGACACCAUUUACUGA